AAAACACGUCUCGUGUGCAGAGUGAGUGCAAAAACAAAAACCGCAAAACAGUGUGCAAGUGUGACACAGAAAACAUCAACCCUUGCAGCUGUGGCCAGGCCUGCCAGUGUGGUACCGGGUGCACCUGCGCUGAGUGCAACACUUGCAAGUGCACCGCGGAUAGCUGCAAAUGUGGAAACCAGUGCACCGGAAGUGGAUCGUGCAAGUGUGGCAGCGGCUGCGGCUGCAAGUAA
Candidula unifasciata is the source of this 233-nucleotide messenger RNA. The record is from the annotation of a GenBank genome assembly. Lineage: Eukaryota; Metazoa; Mollusca; Gastropoda; Stylommatophora; Geomitridae.